This is a messenger RNA of Nilaparvata lugens (brown planthopper), 1091 nucleotides long. RefSeq lists its product as uncharacterized. NCBI's taxonomy places the organism in Eukaryota, Metazoa, Arthropoda, Insecta, Hemiptera, Delphacidae. The transcript has 3 exons. The record is from RefSeq and is a predicted model, not a curated record. The coding region runs from base 277 to 750 and encodes 157 amino acids.
AUUUUGUGGGAUCCAUCCCACAAGCUUCAUUUUAGAAAGCAAUAUAGGGAAGAUGCUUGGAGAGCAAUAUCAGAGGAGUUUAAUAUUUCAAAAGAAGACUUUAAAAAAAAAAUUCAAAAUCUUCAAUCUUCAUACCGGCGAGAGAAACUAAAAAUUACAAAUAGCAGAAGUACCGGCAAAGGAAGAGAUGAAAUUUAUGUGAGCCGUUGGUUUGCUUAUGACGCUUUCAAGUUUCUGGAUAAUAAAUAUAAGCCAAGAAAGGGGCUUACAACGGAGAUGGAAGAGGAUGCUGUUGUUGAAAAUUGUUUAGACAGUGAAAGUGAACAUAAUCAAGUAGAGGAAAGCGAACAGAAUGAAGAGAAAGGAAGCCAACAGGAUGAAGAAAAAGAAAACAAACAGUACAAUACAUCGUUUAAUAAGAAAUUACGUGUGAAGAGUACUGAUUCAAUAAUAAAUGAUGCAUUUAAGAUUCUGAAGACAGCAUCAGAUAAUUUUAACAAAACGCCGCCUUCCGAUGAGAUGGAUUCGUUCUUAUCAUUUGUAAGAACAAAACUGAAAACUUAUCCGAGAGAAACUCAGCUAUCUUUUCAGCAUUCAGUUAUGGAAUUGCUAGUUAAAGCAGAUAAGGAAAUUUUGGACUCUCAAAAAAGAAGAGUAGAAUCUGAGACAUGUGUUCUGCAUUCUAUACAGUCCCCACGUGGUGAUUCCUGGAUAGAAUUCGAAUCCUCAACUGAAGAUGUACUUGAAUGACAAUAUCCAAUAUCAUUACAGUAGGAGAUCUGGCAUAUUUACCUCAAGUACUUUUUGUUUAUCAGUUCUUCUAAUUACAAUAUCAAAAUAGAAAUUCCAUUAAUUUUAUUGAUUGCAAUUUAAAAUAAAGAUUUUUGAGCUUGUAACUUUUGAAAAUUUUAUAUUACCAUAAUGUAUCCUCUUAAUCCAUUGAUGAGUGCUGUGCAGACUUCUGGUACUAUAUAUACAAUAGAUUGCUUAGAAAUCCUGAAUGUGUAUUGGAGGCUAGUAUAAGAAUCUCCUGUGGCAAGGAAUCGAAGUGUCACUGCCAACCUGAAAGAGUUCAUAUAUUUAAUAUCAUA